GCUGAUACGGAGGAGGAAAACGCGAGCGGGGAAGCACUGUGCCUUCGUGAGUGCCGGCGUUACCCCUGCCUCGACCAGUCGAAGUGAAGCGUGCAGUGGAUCGAAGGAGCAUGGAUCGGUCGCAGAUCGUGGAGGCGGUGAACGAGGAGUUUCGCCCCGUCUACGAGUCGCUGGACGGCGACGAUCCCCCGCCUCCGCCCCCACCCGAACCGCGGGAGGAAGAUGACUUACUACCCCCGCCGCCGACGCCCACCGAAGGAGGGAGAAAAGUCUCCAUUCCCUUCCCGCCUCCACCCCACUUCUGCAACACCCAGUCCCUGGACAGACGGUCCAGGAAAGUCUCCAUACCCCCACCCCCAUCCACGCUGGAUACAAGGAUGUCCCGCAAGUCUUCGUUCUCUUGGCGAUCCUUCCGAACCACCCUCCCCCCUCCCCCGUCCCCGAAAUCCCUCUCCCUCUCCCUCGCCCUCCUCCCUCCAUCCCCUUCCCCGACCUACGCUUCCAUCGACUCCUCGGCUCCCCCCUCUCCGACUAUGUCAAUGUCAAUGUCAAUGUCAAUUUCCAUGGCAUCUUCAUCGUCUUCCUUCGCAUCCCAACAACUCCCACACUACAAGGAACCUCCACAAGUUUCGAAAGCUCGCAAGCGAACCGAAACUCGUCGGGUCGGCCUACCUCAUCCGGGAGAGGCUGUUUCAGAUUCCGAGAUGACUAACGAGAAAGUCACUCUCCAAGAUGCGAUAUCCAAUGUCGACGUACUCGACGAGAUGCCCUUGCCCGACCAGCAGCCUUGCAUCGAAGCCCAGCAAUGCUCUGUCACCUACAAGGCUAAUUUUGACACCAAUUUUGAAGAUAGGAAUGCCUUCAUUACUGGGGUGGCAAAGUACAUUGAGGAGGCUACAGUCCAUGCUGAUCUGAAUGAAAUGCUCGAGGAAGGGCAUAAACAUGCUGUGAUGCUAUACACAUGGAGAUGCUGCUCAAGAGCCAUCCCCCAGCCUAAAUCAAACGAACAGCCCAACCGAGUUGAGAUCUAUGAAAAAACAGUGGAAGUUCUUGCACCAGAAGUCAAUAAACUCCUCACAUUCAUGUAUUUCCAGAAAAAGGCAAGCGAGAAGUUCUGUGCAGAAAUGAAGCGAUUGUGCCAUCAGGAGAAAAGGAAGGACUUCGUCUCUGAGGCAUACCUGCUCACUCUGGGGAAAUUCAUCAAUAUGUUUGCCGUUUUGGAUGAGCUCAAAAACAUGAAGUCAAGUGUCAAGAAUGACUAUUCAACAUAUAGAAGAGCUGCACAAUUUUUGAAGGUGAUGUCAGACUCAGCAGCCCUGCAAGAGUCUCAGAACCUCUCCAUGUUUUUGGCUACGCAGAACAAGAUUCGCGACGAACUGAAGAAGAAUCUUGAGACCAUUCCAGCAUAUGAUGAUUUACUUGCUGAAGUUGUCAACAUCUGUGUCCAAAUGUACGAGACAAAGAUGUUCUUGUCUCCAAGUGAGAAGCACAUGUUAGUCAAGGUGAUAGGUUUUGCUCUCUUUCUUAUGGACCGUGAGGCUUGCAGCAUCUAUAAAUUGGAUCAGAAGAAGAAACUGAGGCUUGACCGCAUCGACAAAAUAUUUAAGAUAUUGGAGGUGGUGCCAUUGUUUGGGGACAUGCAGAUUGCACCAUUCAAUUAUGUGAAAAGGAGUCCCUACUUUGAUGGCAGCAGAUGGCCAUUGAGCAAUGCAAACCAGCCCAGCCCACAAUCAAACCUCUUGAUCCUAAUUCCACAGAUACGAGAUGAUCACGUGAAGUACAUCAGCGAGUUGUCCCGAUACUCUAAUGAGAUAAUGACAACGUACAAGGACACCCCUCGCACGGAUUCCGAGACGAAGGAGAUAUCCGACUUGGCUUUGAGGGGCUUGCAGCUUUUAUCACACUGGACAUCCAUUGUCAUGGAACUAGUCUCUUGGAAGCUCCUUCACCCGACCGAUCACCAUCAAAACAAGGAAUGUCCUGCAGAUGCUGAGGAAUAUGAACGGGCCACUCGAUACAACUACAUCUCAGAGGAGAAGUAUGGACUGAUCGAGGUCAUAGCAAUGAUCAAGGGCUUGCAAGUUCUCAUGGCCAAGAUGGAGAACUUCUUCGCUGAUGCCAUCCGCAGACACCUCUACACGGAACUCCAAACCUUCGUUCAGUCCACCCUCAGGGACCCACUGCGGAAGGCCAUCAAGAACAAGAAGGACCUAAUUCGUAGCAUCAUUAUUUCCGUUAAAGAGACUUGUGCUGACUGGAUCAAUGGAAUUGAGGCAGCUGAUGACCCAGCACUGAAGGGCAAGAAGGACCCUGAGGGAGGAUUUGAAAUUCGGUUCCCUCGACGGACUGUUGGACCAUCAUCCACACAGCUAUACAUGGUGAGAACGAUGUUGGAGUCCCUGAUAGCAGACAAGUCUGGAGGGAAGCGGACAAUGAGGAAAGACAUAGAUGGCAGCACCCUCAUUGCCAUUGAGCACUUCCACAAGCAGAGCUUCUUCUGGAAUUAUCUCCUCAACUUCACAGAUUCCUUGCAGCAGUGCUGUGAUCUAUCCCAGCUCUGGUAUCGAGAGUUCUACCUGGAAAUGACAAUGGGGAGGAGGAUACAAUUCCCAAUCGAAAUGUCCACACCCUGGAUCUUAACAGACCACAUCUUGAAGACUAAGGAUGCCUCCAUGAUGGAGUGCGUCCUAUACCCAUUGGACCUUUACAACGACAGUGCCCACUAUGCCCUGACAAAGUUCCGAAAGCAGUUCCUUUAUGAUGAGAUCGAGGCUGAGGUGAACCUCUGCUUUGACCAGUUUGUCUACAAGCUCAGUGAGCAGAUUUUCAUGUACUACAAGCACCUUGCUGCCAGCAUCCUCUUGGACAAGAGGUUUCGAGUGGAGUGUGCCAACCUGGGCACAGAGAUCUCGUGGCCAAAAGCAAAUCGAUACGAGACCCUCAUGUCACAGCGACACGUGCAGCUCCUGGGUCGUUCCAUCGACCUGAACCGCCUCAUCACACAACGCAUCAAUGUCUCCCUUCAGAAGUGCCUUGAUGUUGCCAUCUCACGCUUUGAGAGUGGCGAUCUCACUGGGAUUGUGGAACUGGAAGCUCUCAUGCAGUGCAAUAAGCUGUGCCACAAACUACUUAGCAAGCAUUUGGCCUUGGAUGACUUUCAUGCCAUGCUGCAGGAGGCAAAUCACAACGUCCUCGCUCCUUAUGGACGCAUCACCCUUCACGUCUUCUGGGAGCUCAACUAUGACUUCCUGCCCAAUUAUUGCUACAAUGCUGCCACCAAUCGCUUUGUGAAGAGCCGUGACAUCCUGUUCUCUCAGAGUGUCCAUCGAGACAAGCAGCCCCAAGUGACCCACCAGUAUGUGUGGGGUACCAAAGCCCUCAACAUUGCCUAUGCAUCCAUCUACAAUCGAUUUUCUGGGUUUGUGGGUACACCGCACUUUCGAGCUGUCUGUCGGCUUCUGGGCUACCAGGGUAUUGCAGUGGUCAUGGAAGAGCUCCUCAAAAUUGUCCAAAAUCUCAUCCAGGGCAACAUCCUCCAAUUCACACAUACUGUUUUGAAGGUCCUCCCGAAACAGUGCAAGCUCCCCCUUUAUGACUACACAUCCUCAGGUGUAUUAGCAUUUUACCAGGCACAGCUGACAGAUGUGAUCCAGUAUCCAGAUGCCAGAACAGAACUGUUUCACUUCUUCCGAGAGAUGGGGAAUGCAAUCCUGUUUUGCCUCCUAAUCGAACAAGCUCUGUCGCAAGAGGAAGUGUGUGAUCUCCUCCAUGCUGCUCCCUUUCAAAACAUCUUGCCAAGGCCCUUCUGCAAAGAUCAACAAGAGAAGCUUGAAGUGAAGCAGAAGAAACUAGAAGCCAAAUAUGCUCCUCUCCAGAUAGUGCCAAAUAUUGAGAAGCUAGGCACUCCUCAGCAAGCACUGAUUGCCCGAGAAGGAGAUCUGUUGACCAGAGAGAGGCUUUGCUGUGGCCUGAGCAUCUUUGAGAUGAUCCUCAACCGGAUCAAGGGCUUCCUGGGUGACCCAAUUUGGACAGGGCCACCACCAGUCAAUGGAGUCAUGCAUGUUGAUGAAUGCCUCGAGUUCCAUCGUCUCUGGUCCGCCCUCCAGUUUGUAUACUGCAUCCCUGUUGGAGAGAACGAAUUCACUGUUGAGCAGCUGUUUGGAGAGGGCUUGCACUGGGCUGGCUGCACCAUCAUUGUCCUCCUGGGCCAGCAGAGACGAUUUGAAUCCCUUGAUUUCUGUUACCAUCUCCUCAAGGUCCAACGAGCUGACAACAAGGACGACAGCAGCAAGGGCAUUCCGUUGAAGAAAAUGUGCGAUCGCAUCCGAAGGUUCCAGGUUCUCAAUUCCCAGAUCUUUGCCAUCCUGAACAAAUACCUAAAGACGAGCGCAAGCGAUGCCGAGGCACUGCCCGUGGAGCAUGUGAGAUGCUUCCCUCCCCCGAUCCAUCCGUCUCUGGUCAACCAGCAGUCUCACUACCAUCGGUUGUUGGGAUUUCUCCCUCUCGCCGACAGUUUCCUCGAAGCCGACAUUCCCAGAGCAAAUCCCACCGACGACGAAGAAAGGAAGAAACCAGCGACCGAGCCGCCGGAUGGAAUCCACAAAUUUGCCUUCAAGACCGAUAUUGAGGCGUCGCUUCGCCUCCCCGGAAAACUCAAGAGGAAUGCGAUUGUGCCCCGGGAGCCUCCUUAUCUCCCCGACAUGCCCCGAGGGGGGGACGCGUCAAGGCCGCGACGAUUAGGUCCGCCCUCCCCGGGGCCCGCCCUCCCGAAGCGACUACGCUACACACGCUCUCUCGUGCAUUCCAGGCUCCAUCGAUCCCCGUCGCGAAGGCCGUGCAUCCCCAUAGCGAGUGGAAGCGCUCACAUACGGACUUCAAACAUCCUCAUAGAGGACUUCAAACGUCACCAGCUGACUCGAAACACCCUCACAGCGGACUUGAAACAUCCCCCCAUCGCAAUGGAGAGCGAAGAAGGCAAGGAACUCGACACCGACUGCAUGACCCUGACCCGCUUCGUCCUGGCCGAGCAGCGGAAGGUCCCCGGCGCCACCGGCGACCUCACCCAGCUGCUCAACUCCAUCCAGGCCGCCGUGAAGUCCAUCAGCCAUGCCGUGAGGAAGGCCGGGAUCGUCCAGCUCUUUGGGAUGACCGGGUCGACCAACGUUCAGGGCGAGGAGGUGAAGAAGCUGGACGUCCUCGCGAACGAGCUGUUCAUCAACCUCCUCCGCUCCUCCUACACGACCUGCCUCCUCGUCUCGGAGGAGAACGACACGGCCAUCCCGGUGGAGGCGGAGCGGCAGGGGAAGUACAUCGUCAGCUUCGACCCGCUGGACGGCUCGUCCAACAUCGACUGCCUCGCCCCGAUCGGGUCGGUCUUCGGGGUGUGGAGGAGGCCGGAGGGGGGCGAGGGCGAGGUGGCGGAGGCCGAGGCGCUGCAGCCAGGCCGACAGAUGGUGGCAGCCGGGUACGCCCUCUACGGCUCGGCGACGAUGAUGGUGAUCACGACCGGGCAAGGCGUGAACGGGUUCAUGCUGGACCCAGGGAUCGGCGAGUUCGUGCUGACGGACCCGAACAUGCGAAUCAAGGAACGAGGAAGCAUCUACUCGAUAAACCACGGGAACGAGGCGACGUGGAGCGAGGGCGUGCGCGAGUACGUGAAGAGCAAGAAGGACGGGGGGAAGCCGUACCGGUACAUCGGGUCGAUGGUGGCGGACGUGCACCGGACGCUCAAGUACGGGGGAGUGUUCAUGUACCCGAGGACCCGAGACUGCCCGGAGGGGAAGCUGAGGCUCAUGUACGAGAUGAACCCGGUGUCGUUCAUCGUGGAGCAGGCGGGGGGGAGGGCGACCGACGGGAUGCGGCCGAUCUUGGAGUUGACGCCGACGGGGAUCCAUCAGAGGACGCCGGUGUUUCUGGGGUCGAAGGAGGAUGUCGAGGAGGCGAUGGAGUUCAUCCGGAGGUUUCCCGGAUGAGGGAGGGAGGUGGCUCUGGGUUCUCAUUCUCUUUUGGUGUUUGGUAAUGAAGUGCAAUACGGGGG
Messenger RNA from Darwinula stevensoni, 6037 nucleotides. The record is from the annotation of a GenBank genome assembly. Lineage: Eukaryota; Metazoa; Arthropoda; Ostracoda; Podocopida; Darwinulidae.